AUGGAUAGCCAGUCCACGACCACGGAAAUCAAGCAUCAUUACCCUCCUACCACACCGUGGUCCUCCUCCUCUCGGGUGUCUUCUGCAUCGUCCACACCGGGUCACAAAUCGCUCCCCGACAAACCGGCCAGCUACCAGCCGCAAUCGCACCUCGACUUGCUUCCCAUCCUGUUCCCCCAACACUACCAGGCUCAGCUUCUGAACUACAACCGGCUCAUCUCUCCCGGCAGAGGUGGCGGCGGCGGGCUCACCACUCCUCCGCUCCCCCCCGUCGUGUCCGCCCCGCACAUCCAAGCCGCCCCGAGAGCUCGGUCAGUCUCCAAAGCGUCGAACAAGGAUUCGCAGAACGGAAAGCCCUCCGGCGCGUCGUCAAACUGCCAUGGGAGUAGGGUCAACAAGAACGCCGACAAAUCCGAUCGCGCGGUAACCAUGGCCAAGGACAAGACGUCCAAGGUGCCGCCCAAGCAGGGCGACACGGCCCAAUCUCUUUCCGCCCGUCCGCUUGCCCAUCGCGCCUCCCAGAACGCCCCUACUCAGACGAGUUCGGUGCCCUCGACCCCCCACCAACAUGCGCGAAAUCAUUCCAUCUUCCCCGAGUCCCACGAGACUUCGCCCACCGCCACCCAAAACCACUCGCCGCGGUCUGCUUAUUCGGAGACCAACUCGACCCUGCCCUCCCUCCGUCCCCUCCCGCCGCGUCUUGGCGGGUGCAAGUUCGAGACGGCGCUCGUUCGCGGAAGGAGGCGGAUGCCCUACAGCUUGGGCACCGACAGGCUGGAGAAGAGCGACCUGGGCAAGAUCAAGAGCAAACUGUCCGAGGACGAGGAGCGAAAACUCACUACCGACAUGCGCGAGCUGUACGACAGGUUAAAGCCGACCGAGGAGAGUAGGCAGAACCGAAACCAGUUUGUAUCAAAGCUCGAGAAGAUAUUCAACGAGGAAUGGCCCGGCCAUAACAUCGGCGUGCACCUCUUUGGGUCCUCGGGGAACAAACUCUAUUCUGACGAUUCCGAUGUCGAUAUCUGCAUUACGACAGAUUGGAAAGAUCUCGAGAACGUCUGUAUGAUUGCCGAACUGCUGGCAAAACGUGGCAUGGAGAAGGUCGUCUGCGUCUCGUCUGCGAAAGUGCCCAUCGUCAAGAUCUGGGACCCAGAGCUCAAGCUGGCUUGUGACAUGAAUGUCAACAACACUUUGGCUCUGGAAAAUACCCGCAUGGUUUUGACCACUGGACAAGGAGGAGAAUCAUCAAUGAUGCAGGCACGUCCAUUGAUUGAAACUGAACCCCUUGAAGCAUCCGUGAUGCUAACACCCCAUUCAGCAUUUGGAGGAACGCUCAGCUCGUACACCUGGAUAUGUAUGAUCAUCUGCUUCCUUCAACUUCGAAAGCCUCCCGUCCUCCCAGCGCUUCAUCAGCGACCGCACCAGAAACGGCCGGCCGCCAAUGGGCGGCAGUCCGAGUUCGCCGAUGAUCUCAACAAGCUUCGCGGCUUCGGCAAAGAGAACAAGGAGACGCUUGGCGAGCUCUUGUUCCACUUCUUCAAGUUCUACGCUCACGAGUUCGACUACGAUAAACUCGCUUUGUCGGUGCGGCUUGGUAAGACCAUCACCAAGACGGAGAAGGAAUGGCAUAGGUCUAUCAACAAUAUGCUCUGCGUCGAGGAGCCGUUCAACACCGUGCGGAACCUGGGGAACACGGCCGACGACACCUCUUUCAGAGGACUCCACAUGGAGUUGCGGAGAGCCUAUGAGUUGAUAUCCGAAGCGAAGUUCGACGAGUGCUGCGAGCAGUACGUCUUCCCCAAGGAGGAGGAGCGCAUCUGGCAGAAGCCGGCCUCGGCGCCUCGCCCCAUCCUCCUGCGCAGCUCUUCACAGCAGCAACAGACGGGCCGCAGCGGCCGGGGUAACUACCGGGGCGGCCGACAGUUUCACCGGAAUGGUAACAACAACCGUCGGGCUUCGUCGAGCGUAGCAUACGAGAACAACCCAGUGUAUACGCAGACCAGUCUUCCCAUCAUGACGCCUCAAGAUCUGCAGUGGUACCAGGGCCAGGCGCCGAACGGCCACUAUCCCCUCCACGGGGACAUCAUCAACUCUGCACUGAGUGCCCUGCAGAUCCAGGAGCAGACCUUGCGGUUCCAACUCUACACGCAGUAUACGCACUCGCAGGCGUACGCGCAGCAACAGGCGUUGCAGCAUGCGCAACGGAUGCAGGGCGGCGCCUCGUCACAGUCCGGCGACCGGUCUCGGACAAACUCGUUUGACAACCCGCCGCUGACUGCACCAAUCCGCCCAGAGUUGUACAUGUACCCAAUGGCUGUCCAACAGGCUCCGUACUUCACCCACGCCGGCCAGGGAACUUCGUUCACCACAUACCCGUCAUCCCCUUCGACAACAAACGGUGCGCCGGAGUUCAGGAGAAGUCUGCACCGGUCUAGCGUAGCAACGGAUGCUAGUGCCCCUUCCAGUACUGGCACACUGAGAUCUCAGUCGCAGCCCGCGUCUAGGAGUUCCAUGCCUAGCAUACCCAUGAUUCCAGGAUAUCCUGGCAUCACUGGCCCCAACGGCAUGCCCGUAUAUCCCACGAGGCACGCUAGUGGAGGAGGGCCGCUUCCGAGCUUCAUCCCGGACGAGAGCGGCGACUCGGAAACAGAAGCAGGACAGACUGGGGCCAUUACCGAGUCUCCCACAGAGGAAGAGAGUACACGUUAUGUCGGCUACUAUGUGACCGAGACCACGCCCACACAGCAGACGAUGCCAAUUCCCAACGCGAUCCCUCCCUUUGCCGACGUCGGUCAAGGGCGCCGCCGGCUCUCUACCGACCAGCUCCCGCAGACAAUUCUGGAUCGGCGGAUGAGGAGGGCAUCGCGCAGCCCCUCGCCGCUUGGGCAUAGCCGGGCCUUCUCGAUGGGUACCAACUCGGCCCCUCUUUCUUCGGCUCCUUUCGCGCCCGUGGGCAACACAUUGCUGAAGGAGCCCCAGAAGCCUAUCGUUGUUAAUGGCACGCUAGGCGGGUCGGCUCGGCAACCCUCUGUCAGUGGAAGCGUGGCUUCCGAGGACAUCGGCCCCUACGAUAACCCUCUUCACAUCAGUCAAAGCCCGAGCGUGAACGGGAGUUCAUUCGAGCAAGCUGGCUCCUUUCCGGCUUCUGGCAGCGACCAUAGCCCCCCGUACCCUGACCGCCCUCUGGUAGUCAAUGGGUCAAGCUCUGCGUCGGCGACUCCUCAAACUCCGCAAGAUUAUCAGUCUUUCAACCAGCGCAUGGCAUAUAUGGGUUUCACUCCAUCACCGUACGGUGUCAUGCCAGGCCCUGCUCUGAAUGGAAUGACCCAGGUUUCGCCCAUGAGCCGCCAGCGAGCCGUGUCUCGCCAACAGCAGAACGGCAUAGCUCCCCUGGAUCUUGCUGUUGCUGACCACUUCUCUCCAGAGAUGCAGCAUCUGUCCCCUGUGUACGAGACGCGCACUCCAUCGCCAACAGUGACUAGGAGAUUCGAUGGCCAGGCGACAAAUGGCACCCCGACUCCUGUCCCCGCCGGUGGACAUCAAGAUGGACAGCUGCAUAAGGACACACCCAAGUCUCAGCAGAAGACCUCUCCCACUGAGAUGCAUGCUAAGAAUGAGCACCAGUCACACCAUGGUCAUCAGAAGCAUCACCCACGAGUUAAUGGCAUUGCAAGCCGCGAGAAUGGGCAUGUCCGGGCUGCUAAGAGCGAGAGUGAUCACGCGAGCGGGUGGCAGAAGCCCAAGUCCCGCAGGAAGGGCGGAGACGCGAAGAAUGCUGCAAGCAACCAGUCACAUGGGGAAACACCACCAAAGAACGAUGCCGAGCGCAAGGGUGGUUGA
Thyridium curvatum is the source of this 3840-nucleotide messenger RNA. RefSeq lists its product as uncharacterized. The transcript is spliced from 4 exons. The record is from RefSeq and is a predicted model, not a curated record. Gene Ontology annotation, biological process: RNA 3'-end processing. Gene Ontology annotation, molecular function: nucleotidyltransferase activity. Bases 1 to 3840 code for a protein of 1279 amino acids. NCBI's taxonomy places the organism in Eukaryota, Fungi, Ascomycota, Sordariomycetes, Thyridiales, Thyridiaceae.